AUGUCCGAGCAUCAAACGGCUAUCCCCAAAGGAUCCUGGGUUCUUGUGACAGCCGCAAACGGCCAUACUGGAAGCCAUAUUGUCUUCGAGCUACUGAAGAGAGACUUCAAGGUCCGCGGCACUGUUCGAGACUUGGAGUCCAGCCAGUGGCUACUGGAGGAUGAAUUUGUUUCGAAAUGUGCCGAACGCGGCCAUAUCGAGCUUGUAAUUGCUGACACGACCAAACCCCACGACUUCGACAGAGCCGUACAGGAUGUCGCGGCUGUCAUACAUGUUGCAGUCAUCGGAGACUUGGUUCCUGAUCCCAAUGUUGCUAUUUCAGCUGCUAUAGAAUCAGCCUUGUCUGUUUGUCGAUCAGCAGCAAAGGAGCCAUCAGUCAAGCGGUUUGUCUUCACUUCGACCUUUUGGGCUGCUACCUUUCCAGUUCCUGGCGUCGGGGACACCAUUACAAACCUUGACAGUUGGAACGAUGCUGCUAUUCAAGCUGCUUGGGCUCCUCCUCCAUAUGAUGCAGAUCGCAUUAUGCCAGUUUAUUUCGCAGCCAAGGCUGAGGCAGAAAAGGCUGUUUGGAAGUUUGUCAAAGAUGAGAAACUCCCCUGGGUAAUCAACUCGGUCAGUCCUUGUGUUAUCCUGGGAGACCUCCGAGAUGAUAAGCAUCUACGGUCUGUACCGCCCCAGCUCGUUGAACAGCUGUAUCUGGGGAUUAUUGAAAAGCUGCAAACCCCUGCUAUGUAUUACAGCCACGUCGCCGAUGUCGCGAUUAUUCAUGUCGCCGCCGCAAUCGACCCCGACGUCCAAGGUCAACGCAUUCAGGUUCUCGCAUCAUCCUUCGUUGAAAACUUUAUUUCGGGUGACCCAAAAUUGAUAUACAAGAUUGAGAACGAUAUUGCUCUUGAUCUCUUACAGAAAUGGGCCGGGCGUGGUUGGAUCAGUUUGGAGGCGAGUGUUACAGAAGUAGUGGAUUACUUGAUCAAAACCAAGAGGCUGGAUGACAAGUAG
Molecule: messenger RNA, 999 nt
Organism: Fusarium fujikuroi IMI 58289
Lineage: Eukaryota; Fungi; Ascomycota; Sordariomycetes; Hypocreales; Nectriaceae
Product: related to NADPH-dependent aldehyde reductase
Exons: 3
Coding region: 1-999 (332 amino acids)
Molecular function (GO): oxidoreductase activity, acting on the CH-OH group of donors, NAD or NADP as acceptor
Source: RefSeq, a predicted model, not a curated record